AUGUCUACGAGCAAGCCCACUCCUGACACAGGGCUUCUCGCAGAGGCUAAGAGAAUUGCCCAACAAUUCGACCUCACACCCGACGAUAUCGCCAGAGCAGCAGAUCACUGCCUGCGGCAAGUACAAAACGGCCUUGAGCAGCAUGGCGCAACGCAGAUUCCUUCUUUCGUGACCAAAGUCCCUAAUGGUUCCGAAAGGGGCAUUUUCCUCGCGGUCGACCUCGGCGGCACGCGUUGCCGGGUCUGCUCAGUAAAUUUGCACGGGGACUCGACGUACACGCUGAUCCAAACCAAGCAUGCCAUUCCCCGCGCCCUUAAGGUCAGCUCCAGCCAUAAACCCCUGUUCGCCUUUGUCGCAGACAAGAUCGCAGACUUUCUCAGCCAAAAUCCAGAGGCGGAUGUCGAAAGCGUCGAGGGCAAGACGUUGCACAGAGACCAGUAUCGAAAGCUCGGCUUCACCUUCAGCUUCACAUACGAGAGUCACUCGCUUUCCAGCGGGACAAUGCUGCAGUGGGACAAGGGCUGGGACAUCGCGGACGCCCUGGACAGGGACCCUUGCGAGAUGCUCCAAAAAGCAAUUGACGACCUCGAAUUACCCGUGCUCGUCUCAGCAAUGACAAGCGACAGUGUCGGUACGCUGAUGGCAAGGGCUUACACGUCGCCAUGGAGCUCUUCGAGACUCGUUGGCGCCGUCUUCGGCACGGGGACCAAUGCUGCGUACGUUGAGCGCCUGGAGAACGUGCGAAAAAUGCACACCCACAACGCGUUUCGCAACCCCCGUCCGGGAGAUCUGAUGGUGAUGAACACCGAGUGGGGUGCCUGGAUCGACGACGACAACACCAUUGUGCCGAUGACACCGUACGACACGCAGUUGGACCUGGCAUCUGCAAACCCGACCAGGCAAAUCUUGGAGAAACUGACAUCAGGCAUGUAUCUCGGCGAGCUGGCACGACUAGCGGCUCUUGAGUUAUACCGGGCUCAGCUGUUCGAUAUGGUCUUACAAGAUGCCUCCCCCUUGUACGUAGAUGAAGGCGUGGACAGCUCCUUCCUGUCAGUCAUCGCCGAAGAUGGGGACGGAUCGCUCAAGGAGUCGAGGCGUCACAUCUCGCAGGUCCUCGGUGCACAAGGCGUGUCCGUCAACGAUGCGCUCGCGCUGCGCCUCAUCUCUACAGCCGUCGUCCGACGUGCCGCUCGCCUGGCCGGUGCUGCAACGGCUGCAAUUAUUCUUCAGUCUGGCCGUCGCGAAGCCGUCGACCCGGCCGUGAAGGGUACAGAAAGUGUCUAUCGCGAGCAAGAGGUCACGGAAACACGGACAUCUUGGUCUUGGGCGCCUUCCAAUUUAUGGACACUCGUUCGCCGAGCUUUCAAGUACGUCUUCUGCUGCUUUACAGUGGAAGAUACCGAUUUGACGUCUCCGUCGGACAAUGGGGUGCGGCGAACAGACAGAUGCGACAGCAUCGACAUUGGCAUUGAAGGUUCUCUUUUCGAGUUUCAUCCCGCAUUCGAGAAAGAAAUGCGGCGAGCACUGCAGCAGGUGCCAGGAAUCGGGCUGGACGGGGAGAAACGGAUCAAAAUCGGGCUCGCGAAAGACGGUUCAAGCCUGGGUGCUGCGCUCGUAGCGCAAUCGGUACAAUAG
Purpureocillium lilacinum is the source of this 1635-nucleotide messenger RNA. The record is from RefSeq and is a predicted model, not a curated record. NCBI's taxonomy places the organism in Eukaryota, Fungi, Ascomycota, Sordariomycetes, Hypocreales, Ophiocordycipitaceae.